Molecule: messenger RNA, 828 nt
Organism: Trichomonas vaginalis G3
Lineage: Eukaryota; Parabasalia; Trichomonadida; Trichomonadidae
Product: peptidoglycan DL-endopeptidase CWLO family
Exons: 1
Coding region: 1-828 (275 amino acids)
Source: RefSeq, a predicted model, not a curated record
AUGUUAAGUAUUCUGUUAUCUGCUUCUUCUUCUUAUCAAACACAAACAAUUGGAAGACUCACAACUCCAGGAACUAACCUCGUCAAAGCAUACAAGUCCAGUAAUCCUGAUUUAGCUAGAAAUUGUUACUGGCUUUACUUCGAUUACUAUGUUCACAUUCUUGGAUACGAGAACGGAUUUGCUCAUGUAAGAAUUGGUACAGAAGACUGCUGGAUUAGCAAAGAUUCCCUUGAAGAAAUCACAAUUCCAACCCAAUCUGUCACUGAAGCCAAUAUUUAUUCAGAGCCUUCUCGCACCGGAACAAUUGUUCGCUAUGUUCCAGCAAAUUCCCAAGUUACGAUUCUUGAUUUUAACUGUGAUGGCUUUUACAGAAUAAAUUAUCGUGGCUAUAUUGGCUACAUUCUUGAAGAUGCACUUCAAUACAAGUGGAAACAAAUAGAUGGUGCAAAUGACGGAGAGAGAGCUGCAAAUCUUGUUAAAACCAAGUUAGGCUGCAAAUACAUCUUGGGUAUGAGUGGCCCAGAUACAUAUGAUUGCUCAGGAUUAAUGCAAUGGGCUUACAACAGGCUUGACAUCUUCAUGCACAGAACAGCUGACGUUCAGGAUUUACAUGGACAAUUAAUUGAAGAUGCCCAAGACAUUCUUCCAGGCGAUAUUAUUACUUUCCGCACAGAUUCUGAUAAUCCAAUGUUAGUUACUCAUGUCGGAAUGUACGUCGGAAACGGACAAUUCAUUCAUGCUUCAACAAACGGAUAUGUUGUCAAAUACCAAGAUUUCUAUAAGUACCCAUAUCCAGUAAGCACUAUCAGAAGAUACUGGACAAAGUAA